This is a messenger RNA of Pocillopora verrucosa, 1561 nucleotides long. RefSeq names its product methylmalonic aciduria type A homolog, mitochondrial-like. Lineage: Eukaryota; Metazoa; Cnidaria; Anthozoa; Scleractinia; Pocilloporidae. Gene Ontology annotation, molecular function: GTPase activity; GTP binding. Gene Ontology annotation, cellular component: cytoplasm. The record is from RefSeq and is a predicted model, not a curated record.
AAGCGUAACUAUACCCAGUCCUUCUCAAGUGAAACAGGUCUUGACACCAAGAUGGCGGAUUAGACGAAAAAUCUGAAAUGCCUUAUCGUUUUGUUUUACGUGAUUUUACCCGUAUUUCAGCCUACAGACGUCCUCUUUGGGUCGAAUUGAUAAGCAGAAAUUAUUCGACAAAUCUCGAAGUCAAAUCUACGGACGAAGGGUAUCACAUUCAGCGGUUAUUUCAGGGAAUCAUUCGAGGCGACCGUGGAAGUUUAGCGCAAGCCAUAACAUUGGUGGAAACUCUUCAUCCAAUAAAAUAUCACCAGGCACAGAAACUACUCUCCAGGGUUGUUAAACAUUCAAAACAUGCACCUCCAUUCUCAAAUGGCCAGCCGUGCUCCUUCAGGAUUGGUUUAUCAGGCCCCCCAGGAGGUGGAAAAUCUACAUUUAUUGAGACUUUUGGGAAUUUUCUAACCAACGGAAAGCAUCGGGUUGCUGUUUUGGCAGUGGAUCCUUCAUCCUCUACUACAGGUGGAUCCUUACUGGGCGACAAGACACGAAUGACAGAGUUGUCACGAAAUCUCAAUGCGUACAUCAGGCCGUCCCCCUCAUGUGGAACGCUGGGUGGUGUAAACCGGAGCACAAAUGAAGCCAUUCUUCUUUGUGAAGCUGCUGGUUAUGACACUAUCUUGGUAGAAACAGUGGGAGUCGGACAAUCAGAAAUUGCUGUUGCCUCCAUGGUAGACAUGUUUGUUCUUCUUAUUCCACCAGCUGGUGGUGAUGAACUCCAAGGAAUCAAAAAAGGCAUCGUGGAGAUGGCAGAUCUUGUGUUGGUCAAUAAAUGUGAUGGAGAACUUGUUAUUCCAGCUCAGAGAAUACAAACAGAGUACAUCAGUGCUCUGAAAUUGUUAAAGAAAAAGUCAGCUCAGUGGAAUCCGCCGGUUCUCCGUGUUUCAUCCAGAACUGGUGAUGGUAUCGAGAAAGCUUGGGAAACUAUGCAGCAGUAUUACAAUAUUAUGGUUGAAAAUGGUGAACUUGAACAAAGACGUUGUAAACAGCAUGUUGUCUGGAUGUGGAAUCAUAUCAGAGAACAAAUCAUGGGAAGAUUUAAAUCAAAUCCUGAAGUUCAAAGAGAAAUUUGUAACUAUGAAAAAUUAGUAGCAGAUGGGGAAGUCACACCGGGAAUGGCAGCUGAUGAGCUUCUUAAAAUAUUCUCACAUUCAUCUAGUACAUGAGUUCCAUCUUCUUAGAGGUUGCCCUUUGUCUGCUCUUUCAGGAGAAUCUUUCAUUAACCCUUUAACUCCCAUGAGUGACCAAGCUAGAAUUUCUCCUCACAAUAUGAAUACAAUAUCAAGAAGAUGAGUGAUGAGAAUACAGUAAAUUAUCAACUAGGGGAUUAUUAGCUUAUCCAAUAUCAAAUUCUGCAAACUAACACCUUAAGAAUUAUAUGGUUGACAGUAAGGAGAAUUACUAAUGAGAUCUUUGGAGUAAAAGGACUACUAAGACAUUUCUAGCACAAGAAACGCAACAAAGAUUUCUUAUGGAGCAUAAAGGCUAUUUAUAUUUCAGGCUCUCAAAAUAU